AUGUUUUCUCAAUACUGUUUUGGUUUGCCGCCGAGCUCUUUGCAGUCGAAGAAACUCCCCCAAAAAACCAAAGAAACCCUUUGUGAAACAUUCGCAGCCUGCAAAUCCCAUAUCUCACUGCUUAUGGAAGAGGUCUGGCACAUCGUCACAACUACAGGGACCCCAUCCGUCUUUCCUAAAAAUGCUUUGCGGAACGUACUGCGGGAGCAGAUAUGUACAUCGUGGAAAGUGAUAAGCACUCAAAUCACACUCAACGAAAUUUUCGAUACCCAUUUAAUACUCAUGUUUCAUACGAAAAUACGGGGAAGUCCCAAAAGUCCCGAAAACGACGUACAACCCAACACCCCGAAAGCAAAUCACGUAUGGGUACCUAUUUUCCCCUUUUGCAAUAUGGGUCUGCGAGUCUGCUGCGCGGUGUCUGCGACUCGCAGCAAAUACGCCGUCACUAUUGGCCCGGCAUGGCGCAAUGACCAGAUUUACUCGUUGGGGACAGCGGGGAUGCUCUUGUAUUUUCGUCCAAAAUAUAGAGUACUCCCCAAAGUCGUGAGUAUGCGGGACACAGCAAAUGCUAUAUAA
Lachancea mirantina is the source of this 576-nucleotide messenger RNA. The record is from the annotation of a GenBank genome assembly. NCBI's taxonomy places the organism in Eukaryota, Fungi, Ascomycota, Saccharomycetes, Saccharomycetales, Saccharomycetaceae.